GUCUUAUCCCUGCCUUGAACAGACUCUAUUCUGAACGAGUUGUGAAUUAGUCCAAAUUGUCGGCUGCCUAAAAAGGGUUAAACUUAAUUGGCUUAGAAAAGCUAAUAAAGUCGUGAAGACUUGGAUGAAUUAAAGCACCAAGAUGCAAGUCUUUUUCCACUCGUCAUUACUCAAUAUUCAACUUUAGGUGAAAUAUCGUUUUCAAAACUAUGUAUGGUGCAGAGGAAUCAAAAGAGAGUGUGUGAACUCUAGCUAAUCAAAUAGACCCUUGCUUGACCACAAGUUUGAGGGCAUAGACUUGACAAGUUUUUGGAGCAUGUUUCAUGCAUUAGCUUCUGGAAGUUGCACAGAUGUGUUUACCUGAUAAGCCGUUGCUUUCUUGAAGAAACUAUUGCUUUCGCCUUCAAGCAUGAAUGCAAGGAAGCAUAGAGACAAUAUCACGAAUCUAGGAAAGAGGAAAAAGUGUCAAAUUUCUGUGUCAUGGAUAUUGAUUUUCACCUUAAGCUAGUUACACUACAAGGUUACCUACUUGCAAGGUUUUAAGGAACAUCCACUACUGCUUAGCUACAAUUUUAGGAGCUCUUUUACCCAAAAGACUAAUUCAUUACCUGGUACUUAAUGGUAUCAGUCCCACAUAUUUUAAGUUUUCGUUCCAACUACAACUUAAUCAGUCUAUAAGUAACUUUUCUCCUAAUUCAACUCUUCAAAAAGCUAUCAAUUAUUAUAACUCAAAUACAAAAAAGAGAGUUGAAUACAAAACGUUUGUUCAUUCAUUGUAAUAUCUAAUAUCAGCAUAAAACAACCUUAGACAUUCGCCAUUGAUGAGACACGAGGACCAACAAAAGAGGUAACCUUAUAUUCAUGUCUACCUAAUACAGGUCAAACUUGUCCAAAGAAAAAUUUGACACAAACUUCAGAAAAUGUGUUUGUAUUCACGUUUGUUUCGGUUUCAACGUAAUACUAUAUUUUUGAGAGACGUUUUCUCCAGCUAAGAAACUUAUAAACCUAAUCACUAAUAGGAAAAAAAGAAGUUUGGCCAUGCCAGAAAUUGAGGAAUUUAGUAUCAGCCGUUACCGAUUUCAUGUUCUUUUUUUUUCACUCAACGCCAGCAGUUACAGAAAUCCAACGUUAAAACCGUGAGCUUCAUGGUGUAACUCUUAUUCUCCUCUUUGCUGUCCGGACACAGAAAAGCUCUGGUUCAGUGAAAGCACAGAGCUUCGAGAGUGUCAAGCGAUGAAAAAAGUUCUUCUAAUGUUUGUUCUUACUAUGAUUCUACUGUUCUUUUUCUGCACCUCCACUGCAAAUGACUCUAUAUCCCAAUUUAAAUCACUUUCUGUAGGCAAUACAUUGGUUUCUGAAGAGGGUACUUUUGAAUUGGGUUUCUUCCGUCCAGGACGUGCUGCAGAUCUUUACUUGGGGAUAUGGUACAAGUCAAUACCUGUGAAGACUGUUGUGUGGGUUGCCAACAGAGCCAAGCCAGUAAAAGGCAACUCAAGUGUGUUGCAUAUUAACAGUGAGGGAAAUCUUGAGCUUGUCAACCAUAAUGGGGUUGUGGCUUGGUCAGCAAACUCCACAAAGAAGGUUCAGAAUCCCAUUGUCCAGCUGUUAAAUUCUGGAAAUUUGGUAGUGAGAGAUGAAGGAGACCAAGAUCCUGAAAGCUACUUGUGGCAAAGCUUUGAUUACCCUUCUGAUACACUUUUACCAGGAAUGAAGCUGGGAUGGGACUUAAGAACCGGCCUUGAGCGGCGUGUAUCUGCUUGGAAGAAUUGGGAUGAUCCAUCACCAGGUGAUUUCAGUUGGGGUAUCUCUCUCGAAGGAUUUCCUCAAGUGAUGAUGUGGAAGGGGUCAAAGGUGUUUUACCGUGGUGGUCAUUGGAAUGGUCUUGGAUUCAGUGGUGCCCCAGAAUUGAAGGCAAAUCCAGUUUUUAAGUUCAAGUUUGUUUCCAACGAGAAUGAGGUGUACUACACCUACAGCCUCACGAAUGAGUCUAUCAUUUCAAGGAUUGUUAUGAACCAAUCUAUUUCCACUCGCCAAAGGUACAUAUGGAUUGAAGAUGCUCAAGCUUGGAGGAUUUAUGCAUCUGUACCGAGAGAUAACUGUGAUUCCUACAAUAUCUGUGGACCAAAUGGGAAUUGCGUAAUUGGUGAUUCUCCAGUGUGCCAGUGUUUAAGUGGAUUUAAACCAAGAUUUCCGAGGCAGUGGGACAUGAUGGACUGGACUCAAGGAUGUUUUCUCUCUGAAGAAUGGAACUGUGAGGAAAGGAGGAAACAUGGGUUUGUUAAAUUCAGUCAGCUGAAAGCUCCAGAUACUUCAAAUUCUUGGGUCAAUGAGAGUAUGAGUCUCACUGAGUGCAGGGAUAAAUGCUUGGAGAAUUGUUCCUGUAAAGCUUAUGCAAAUACAGAUGUUAGAGAAGGAGGUAAGGGCUGUUUGAUGUGGUUUGGUGAUCUCAGGGAUAUCAGAGAAUUUUCUGCUGGUGGUUGGGAUUUAUAUAUUAGAACUAAAAUUUUAGAAUCAGAAUUUACUCUGGUCUCUCAAUUCUAUAUAAAUCAUGAAGGUGAGAAAAAAAACUAUAGCACGAAGGUGGUGGCAGUAGUCCUCACAACAGUCGCAGUCGUUGCAGCCAUUCUGGUUUUGUACCAAUUUGGAAAGAGAAUGAAAAAGUUCAGAGCUUGUGAAUCAAGUAAUUCCUUGAUAGUAGAUAAUAAUAAAGAUGAGGAAGAGCUUGAGCUUCCUUUCUUUGAUCAAGCUGCAAUCACCAAAGCAACUAAUGGCUUCUCAAUUAACAAUAAGCUUGGAGAAGGUGGAUUUGGGACAGUAUAUAUGGGUACCCUAGCAGAUGGGCAGGAAAUUGCUGUGAAAAGACUCUCACAAAGUUCUGGACAAGGGUUUAAUGAAUUUAAGAAUGAGGUCAUAUUGAUAGCCAAACUGCAGCAUCGGAACCUAGUUAAGCUUGUUGGUUGUUGCAUUGAAGGAGAGGAGAAGAUGCUUAUCUAUGAAUACAUGCCCAACAAAAGCCUUGACUCCUUUAUAUUUGAUCAGGCAAAGGCUAAAAUUUUAGAUUGGUCUAAACGCUUCAAUAUUAUUUGUGGAGUUGCGCGAGGACUUCUGUAUCUUCAUCAAGAUUCCAGAUUGAGAAUUAUACACAGAGAUCUCAAAGCAAGUAAUGUUCUACUUGAUCAUGAGUUCAACCCAAAAAUAUCUGAUUUUGGCAUGGCUAGAACUUUUGGGGGAGAUCAGAUUGAAGGAAAUACAAAAAGGGUGGUUGGAACAUAUGGUUACAUGGCACCUGAAUAUGCCAUUUAUGGUCUAUUCUCAGUGAAAUCUGAUGUCUUCAGCUUUGGUGUACUAAUGCUAGAGAUAGUAAGUGGAAAGAAGAACAGAGGUUUUUCACAUUCAAAUAAUAGUAUUAACCUUAUUGGACAAGCAUGGAGAUUUUGGAAAGAAAGCAGACCUCUGGACUUACUUGAUUCAUGCAUGGAGAAUUCAUCUGUUCUGUCAGGAGCAUUGCGUUGUAUCCAUAUCAGUCUUUUAUGUGUUCAACAGUUUCCUGAGGAUAGGCCAAGUAUGUCCACUGUGGUAGUGAUGCUGAGCAGUGAGAGUUCCCUACCUCAACCUAAGGAGCCUGGUUUCCUUAUGGAGAAGGAGAAAAUUUUUCUUGGAGCAGAGUCCUCUACCAAGCACCUGUUUUCUUCUACCAAUGAUAUAAGUCUUACCAUGUUAGAGCCUCGCUAGUGCACUAUUUGCCUCAUAUAUUUUUAGGGAAGACAGUAACUAUGCUAAUAAAUUGACUAAUUUAUACUUGGAUAAUAGGAAAUAUUUUAAUGGAACACUUAAUCUGUUAUCAAUUCAGAUAUUUUUUUCA
Vigna angularis (adzuki bean) is the source of this 3862-nucleotide messenger RNA. RefSeq names its product G-type lectin S-receptor-like serine/threonine-protein kinase At4g27290. The transcript is spliced from 7 exons. Gene Ontology annotation, biological process: recognition of pollen; protein phosphorylation. The coding region runs from base 1234 to 3732 and encodes 832 amino acids. NCBI's taxonomy places the organism in Eukaryota, Viridiplantae, Streptophyta, Magnoliopsida, Fabales, Fabaceae. Gene Ontology annotation, molecular function: protein serine/threonine kinase activity; ATP binding. The record is from RefSeq and is a predicted model, not a curated record.